CUGCAACUCCAGCGAAAGCUGAAGCUUGCGCUCUUUACAAAAAUUCCCAAACCUCGUUCACACCACUCGCCGAUCCCGGCUGCCCCUCGUUCUCGAGCCAUUGAGCGCUGGCCUCGCCCGGCUCUCGUCACUAACAUGGCGGGUACAUAUCUCCGCGCCCGACGGUCACUCGCAACCACUCUUCAGCCAUUUGCCCGACCUCAAUCUCGACUUAACAAUCAUGUUCCUCGACGGCUUGCCUCGACAACAUCUUCCACUAAGCGCACUCCCUCCACAGCCCGCAAUGUCUUCGUCACCACCGUCCUCGCCACCCUCGGCACAAUAACCUACUACUACGCCACCGACACCCGCGCCUCCCUCCACCAAUGGCUCGUGCCCCGCCUCAUCCGCGUCUUCUUCCCCGACGCCGAAGACGCCCACCACGCCGGCACCGCCGCGCUCAAGACCCUCUACUCGCUCGGCCUGCACCCGCGCGAGCGGCCCCCCUUCCCAGAAGACGCCGAUAGCACGGGCGCCAACCCGCUCGCGGUAACCGUCUUCGGCACGACGCUGCGCAACCCGAUCGGCAUCUCGGCGGGGCUGGACAAGGACGGCGAGAUCGCGGACCCGCUGUUCGCGCUGGGGGCCGGGGUCGUCGAGGUCGGCGGCUGCACGCCGCUGCCGCAGGCCGGCAACCCGCGCCCGCGCGUGUUCCGCGUCCCCGCCGUCGACGGCCUCGUCAACCGCUACGGCCUCAACUCGCGCGGCGCCGACGCCAUGGCCGCCCGCCUGCGCGAGCGCCUGCGCAGGUUUGCGCGCCGGUUGGGGCUGUCCGAGCAGGAGAUGCUGGCGGCGGAUGAUGUGGGUGUGCCGACGGGGAGUUUGUUGCCCGGUCGUUUGUUGUGCGUGCAGAUCGCCAAGAAUAAGAAGACGGAUGAGAAGGAUAUGGAGGCCGUUAUUCGCGACCAUGUCUUCUGUGUUCAGCGCCUGGCGCCGUAUGCGGAUGUGCUGGUCGUCAAUGUGAGCAGUCCGAAUACCCCCGGGCUGAGGGACCUGCAGGCGGCGGAGCCGUUGGCGAGGUUGUUGGGGGCCGUGGUGGACGAGGCGAAGAGGACCGAGCGGAGGACCAAGCCGAGGGUGAUGGUCAAGGUGUCGCCGGACGAGGAUGAUGAUACCCAGAUGGACGGCGUGGUGCAGGCAGUGUGGAUGAGCGGGGUGGAUGGCGUGAUCGUGGGCAACACCACGAAGCGGCGGACGGGGCUGGUCAAGGAAGGCGUGAAGCUUACGGGCAAGGAGCAGAAGGCGUUGGUGGAGGAGGGGGGGUUCUCGGGGCCCGCCAUGUUCGACCGCACCCUGAGCCUGGUUGGGAGGUACCGCAAGAUGCUGGACAGCUACUCGCUCAAGACCUCUGGGGUCGACGAUGUCUUCCCCACUCCAAAGGUCAUCUUUGCGACUGGCGGGAUUACGAACGGAGACCAGGCGCUGAAGGUGUUGAAUGCCGGCGCUAGCGUAGCUAUGGUUUACACCGGGAUGGUCUACGGUGGCUCUGGCACGAUUACGAGGAUCAAGAAGGAGAUGAGGGAGAAGCUCGCCAUCAAGGAAGCUUGAGGCCUCCAUUCCAUGCCGGUUGGGCACAGCUCGACACCCAAAGUGCACUGCAUGUUGAAGAACUUGGCGGCUGCUUGGGUGCGAGGGUUGCUCGAAGGACGCAAUGUCGGUGAUAGUUGAGCGUAUAGCAUGCUUCCAAGGCUGCCAUCGACCUACUACACUAGUAUGUGCCUCCGCCUGGAAAUGCCGCCGUUUUAGGCAGGCGAAUGCCGCUCCAGCCACGAUCAAAGAACGGAUCAAGGCGCUGGCUGGCGUUGAUCUUCAAAAAAAAACACGAUUUGGUAGAUUUCAAUUUUGUUGCGUGUUUGAGCGUUUCAGCGGAUUGCAAGAUCGUCAAUUUGAAUGCGUCACGGUUUUGAUUAACUAAUCUGAUGGCUGGAAGUUGGGAAAACCGAGGUAAUGAGGUUUGUGGGGGAGGGCUGUAUAGUUAUUGGACUGGGAGUUUAUUUGACUCCUGGCAAACAAUUCAAAUCUAGCUCAAGCCAACCAAAUAUUGC
Molecule: messenger RNA, 2084 nt
Organism: Chaetomium fimeti
Lineage: Eukaryota; Fungi; Ascomycota; Sordariomycetes; Sordariales; Chaetomiaceae
Exons: 1
Coding region: 136-1587 (483 amino acids)
Biological process (GO): pyrimidine ribonucleotide biosynthetic process; 'de novo' pyrimidine nucleobase biosynthetic process
Cellular component (GO): cytoplasm; mitochondrial inner membrane
Molecular function (GO): dihydroorotate dehydrogenase activity
Source: RefSeq, a predicted model, not a curated record